Molecule: messenger RNA, 1520 nt
Organism: Danio rerio (zebrafish)
Lineage: Eukaryota; Metazoa; Chordata; Actinopteri; Cypriniformes; Danionidae
Source: RefSeq, a predicted model, not a curated record
ACUGAAGCAUGUGUUGCACACAAGAAUAUUACAGAAAAAGUUGACCCCCCUGAUCGUCAAUGUAUAAUUCACACCGUUUAUAAUCACAUACUCAUUAUCAUUUGUUGUUUGUGUGUGAAUCAGCUGGAAGACACGCUGUGGGCCGGACUGACAGAUCUGAACAUAAAGCUGCCCAUGGGCAUCACAGCAGAAAACCUGGCAGAGAAAUACCAGAUCAGCCGUGAGGAGUGUGACCAGUACUCGCAUCAGACGCAGCAGCGCUGGAAAGCAGCUCACGAGGCUGGAUAUUUCAGCGCUGAGAUCGCACCCAUUGAAGUCAAAGCCAAGAAGGGGAAAGUGUCCAUGACGUUUGAUGAACACCCUCGUCCACAGACCACCCUGGAGCAGAUGGCAAAACUGCCCACUGUCUUCAAGAAAGGGGGAACCGUCACUGCUGCCAAUGCUUCGGGCGUGUCUGAUGGAGCCGCUGCCGUGAUUAUAGCCAGUGAGGAUGCAGUGAAGGCUCACAAACUCACCCCAUUGGCUAGAAUCGUGUCCUAUCACACCUCAGGUUGUGAUCCCAGCAUCAUGGGAAUUGGGCCUGUACCUGCUAUCACAGAAGCUCUGAAGAAGGCUGGACUCUCAAUCAAAGACAUGGACCUGGUGGAGGUGAAUGAAGCGUUUGCUCCUCAGUAUCUCUCAGUGGCCAAAUCUUUAGGUUUGGAUCCCGAGAAAACCAAUGUUAAUGGAGGAGCCAUCGCUAUCGGGCAUCCGCUCGGGGCCUCGGGGACCAGAAUCACUGCACACCUCGUCCAUGAGCUCAGGAGACGCGGUGGAAAAUAUGCGGUCGGCUCCGCCUGCAUCGGUGGAGGUCAAGGAAUCGCUGUCAUCCUGGAAAACAUUAAAUAAGCACAACAAAGACAGGUUAUUGCAAACAAAUCAAGUCGAACAUCAAAACUAUCCCUAAACAUGUCAAGCUGUCCAUCCACCCACAUGCAGUUUUGCUUAUUCGGGAACACUUUACAAUAGGGUUCUAUUAGUUAAUGUAUUUACUAACAUGAACAAACAGUGGACAAUACAUUUAUUACAGUGUUUAGUCACUCACAGUUAACUCAGAGUGCAUAACUAAUAUUAUCAACCACAACUUUGGAUUAAUAAUGCAUCAUGUUGAACUAUGAUUAGUAAAUGCUGCACAGUAUUGUGCAUUAUUAGUUAAUGAUCAUAAAUACAUGGACUAAUGUAACCUUAUUGUUGUAAUGAGCCAUGCAAAUGACUUUACCCACUUAAAGCAGUGAUUUCUGAGCAGAUUUAGGAUGUUUGGUUAGACUUACAGUGCCUUACUGUAGUUUUACAUCUGUGCCAAUAUAAUCAGACAUAUUGUGCUGGGUCAACAUCUGCAGAAUAAUAAUGUCACUGAAGCUUCUGAUUGUGCCGUGUUGAUGUUUUUGUAUAAAAUGUUGACUAAAAUAAUGUUGAAUUCACUCAUUUGACUGUUGUUGACAAUAAAGAAUCAGCUGUAUGCUGCUAUGCUUUGAAAAGAC